AUGACUGUUUCACACUAUUCUGGUCUUUAUGCUUUUUCCAAAGCUUUAAUUCAUGAUUUAUUACCAGCUGAUGUACCACGAGUCAUUGUGAUUGAUUCCGAUGUUAUUUUUGUUGAUGAUGUAUAUUCCAUUUGGGAACAAUUUCGUUUAUUUAAAAGAAAUCAAACUGUAUUAGGUUUAGUCAAAUGGAAUCCAUCUCUACCAACUGAUUACAAAUACAAUGGAUCAAAUCCGGAUCCAUUUCUCACUGGUAUUGUCUUAUUAGAUUUAAAUAUUUGCCGACAAAUUGGUUUUACAGAAUUAUUAGACGAAGCUAUCGAUUUUGCAUAUAUCCAUCUAGGUCUGAGAUCAUUAUGGACUGCAGAUCAAGUUGCAUUGAGUCUAUUUGCUACUUAUUUUCCACAUAAUUUUGUUGCUUUACCAUGUUUUGUAAAUGGACACACAUUUCAUUAUAUAAGUAAUGGAUUGGCAUGGAAAUCGAUUUGCAAUGGAGAAUAUCCUCGUACUCUUCAUGUUGUGCCUUCAGAUGCACUGUUAAAUAAAUCAAAUUAUUUCGGAUAUUGGUAUGCAGCUUUUAAUGAUAUGCCUCUCGAAUGGCUGUCUUACUGCAAUAUAAAACAACGUUAA
Adineta ricciae is the source of this 627-nucleotide messenger RNA. NCBI's taxonomy places the organism in Eukaryota, Metazoa, Rotifera, Eurotatoria, Adinetida, Adinetidae. The record is from the annotation of a GenBank genome assembly.